This is a messenger RNA of Limanda limanda (common dab), 2357 nucleotides long. Its product is annotated as DENN domain-containing protein 2D-like. Bases 171 to 2114 code for a protein of 647 amino acids. Lineage: Eukaryota; Metazoa; Chordata; Actinopteri; Pleuronectiformes; Pleuronectidae. Gene Ontology annotation, cellular component: cytosol; nucleoplasm. The transcript is spliced from 20 exons. The record is from RefSeq and is a predicted model, not a curated record.
UAAGCGCUUCCUCAUACAAUUGCACUUGCUUCUUCAUACUACUGACUGCUGGGAAAGAGAACAUCUUCAGCUUGUAUUUACUGAUGGAAAAAUAAAGUCAAGGUUAUGUCGGAGUCAGCUCAUUAACAGGGAAUCCAGUGGAUAAAUAGUUUCUUACAUCAGCUCAAAAAAUGGAGAAGACGUCACAGCAAGCACAAGUGAAUGCGGAGCAGCAACUGCUUCCAAACACAAGGAGAAGGUUCAGCUUCUCAUCUCUUCGUAUAAAAAAAAGGCACAACAGCAACGAAGAGGCUGGAUUUGGAAGGCGCAGAGGGUUGCUGUCGUUUUCAUCAGUGAGAGAGUCAUCAAGGAAGGAGCCGGUCUCCGAUGGUGAUGGUGCCUCCCAGCUCCGUGGUUCUCAAGACCAGGUGAAGAAGACAGAGCAGCAACUGUUUCCAAACACAAGAAGAAGUUUCAACUUCUCAUCUCUUCGUAUAAAAAAAAGGCACAACAGCAACGAAGAGGCUGGAUUUGGAAGGCGCAGAGGGUUGCUGUCGUUUUCAUCAGUGCGUGAGUCACCAAGGAACGAGCCGGUCUCCGAUGGUGAUGGUGCCUCCCAGCUCCGUGGUUCUCAAGACCAGGUGAAGAAGACAGGUGAACAGCCCAUAGGGAACGUCAUCUCUGAUGUCGCUGGAAACCACGGUCCCAUCCCAACAGGUGAAGAUGAAGGUGGACAACAAGGGGCCCUCAAGAGGUUUAGUGCUAUGUGGUCCUCCUUCCGCAGAGGCAGAAAAGACAGAUCGAAAGACCAGGAGCCUGCAGAGCCACUCGGCCAAGCAGUGGAACCCAACACAUCCAGGCAGCAACGCUACUUGAGUGGUCAGUACUUCUUUGAGUAUCUGGUGGUUGUCAGCCUCAAGAAGGACAAGGAUGGAAGCAGCUAUGAGCCUCAGAUCACCUACCAGUUUCCCAAGAGGGAUGGGAUGGCCAGAUCCCAGAAGGAGGAAGAAGAGAAGACGCUAAAGGCAAUCACAUUGUUUUGUUUCCCAGAAGGCAUCAACUGGGCUCCUUUAACAGAAUACCACAGUGAGACCUUCUCCUUUGUUCUGACUGAGGUUGAUGGCAGCAGAAGAAAUGGAUACUGCAGGAGGUUAUUGCCCGGAGGGAAAGGAGCUCGCCCCCCGGAGGCGUACUGCAUCAUUAGCAGUCUGGCUUGUUUCGGCCUCUUUUCCAAGAUAUUUGACGAGGUUGAGAAGCGGCGGCAGAUCUCCAUGGCUAUGAUCUAUCCAUUCAUGCAGAAGCUGCGGGAGGCCCCAUUCCCAGCUCCGGGAAACACUGUGGAGAUUAAGAGCUUCAUUCCUGAGUCGGGCACUGAGAUCAUCAGUCUGACGCGUCCACUGGAUUCAUGGCUGGAACAUGUCAACUUUGCCAAACUUUUCGACUGCCUGACAGAUGAUGAGGUGUUACUGGUGUUCGCGGCCGCUGUCCUGGAGAGACGGAUCAUUUUCAUCGCGGAUGAUCUUGGCACAUUAUCCCAAGUCAUUCAUGCAGUAGCAGCCCUCAUUUACCCCUUCACCUGGCAGCACACCUUGAUCUCCAUAGUUCCAAAGAUCCUGAUCGAUGUAGUGAUGGCACCCACCCCCUAUCUGCUGGGAGUCCAGAAGCGCCUGCUGGACCAGGUCGACGACCAGGGUGAUCUGAUGGUCGACUUGUCCGAGGAUAAAAAGAAGACCUUCAUUUUUUUGACUGGGGAUGAAGCCUCUAUUCUGCCCCCAAAGCUCCAAACAGAAAUACUAGAGGCACUAAGUAAAAGACAAGAAGCAUCAACAGUGGAGGAGCUGAACCGAGUGGUGUCGGAAGCCUUCCUGCAUUUCUUUGUGAAAACAGUCGGCCAUUACGCCUCAUAUGUGAAAUACCGUCGCGGGGCGCAGGGAGUGUUCGAAAAGAGAAGCUUCUACAAGGCCAUUGAGUCCAAGACCACUCGACACUUUGUCAAGAAGUUCAUACAGACACAGAUGUUUGACCUGUUUAUCCAGGAGGUGGAGCAGCAGCCUGGGCCGCAGCAAGGAAUAUUCCACAAAAAGAUCCUAGAAUACGAAGAAAAGAAGAAAAGGGACAAGGCACGGAAACACUAACUUUCAGCAGGGACUUUUGGUGUAUAUAAUAGAGUACAUAGGAAAAGAUGUGAAUGAUGUCCUGUGUCAGUUUGUUUUAAAUAUGUAUGCAAUGUGUGAAUUACUGUAUGGCUAGCUUGCUGCUACUCUGUCAAACACUGGCAGAAUGAGAGAGUUGAGUUCCAGGUGUUGAUUCUUGGCCUGCGGCCUGUGCUAAUGAGCAGGAAAAUCAUUUCAAUUAAAGACUAGUUUUUUAUGUCCACA